Molecule: messenger RNA, 5504 nt
Organism: Bubalus bubalis (water buffalo)
Lineage: Eukaryota; Metazoa; Chordata; Mammalia; Artiodactyla; Bovidae
Gene: N4BP2L1
Product: NEDD4 binding protein 2 like 1
Exons: 5
Coding region: 3345-4076 (243 amino acids)
Source: RefSeq, a predicted model, not a curated record
AUCAAAACUUUUGGUAGGGAAAUCAGAUAAAAGCUUCUGGUAGGGGAAGAAAGGACAUAGAAUUGAGAAGCUACUACCUCUAUUUUAAAUGAUUCUCCUCUGUUACAGGGUCUUUGGUUAUACCGCUUUGGAAGCUUCAUCUUGGUUUCAGACUUUCUGCCAUAUGGCAUCUCCAGGGGAGAAACCUGGGGCUGAUUUAAGCAUUCCCAAUUGUGGAGUAUUUGGAACUGUAGAUUCAAGGGUUAAAUUUCAGGUUUCCAUGAGCUCUUCCUGUGUACCCCCUUGUUUUUCCACAUCUUGUUAAGCAGUAAUAAUUAGAGAAAGAUUUGAAUGUUUCUUUGCUUGCCAAAAACUACUUCUAAGAUUAUUUUCUUUACCUCAUCAUAGCAAUGGUUUGUAGGACAGCAAAGUGAGAUUGUGCUGGUCAUCACAUUCUAGAGAAAUAGAAUAGAACUUGAGAGCUGAAAAACCUGGUUGGAUGAACUGAGGGCAUGGAGGAGUGUUAAUCACAGGGAUCCUCUGACCUGGGGUAGCCCUCCUCUCUUGAGGCUGCCACCUUGUUAGGGCAGUGAGGAUCUGACUGUAGACGUUAUCUGAGAGUACUGUGACCCUCAGAACUGCUGAUGUGGUCACUGACUGUGUUUACAUUACUCCUCAGUUGAAGUUGUCCUUAUCUUUGUUCAGUCUUAAUCUUUAGUAAAGCCCAUGCUCAGACUCAUUUACUGAGAAGGCAGUUCAGGUCCAUAUACAAUUAUUGAGCACCUCUGAACGUCAGAUGCUGUGUUAGCUCUUGGGGGUGACAAGGGUGACGCUGUCUUUGCCUUUGAACUUAGUCUAGUGGGAAGAAACAGAUACACAAACAGCUUUAAACAAACUGUGGUUCUGAGGAAUAAAUUGGGGAAAACAGAGCCUAUUGACUAGUUAAAUCUGAGAGCUAAGAGAAAGAAGUGUCUAGGGUCACUUUCAGAUACUGCCAGCCUUUUUCUCCUCAAUUCUGUCUGUCCCUUGUACUUUCUUUCAACAGAUCCACUUUGCUGGUGGGGAGGGGGCACAGUCCUUAAGUGUGAUCCCUGAGUCCCAACUUCAGCUGUCUGUUAUAUUCUCCAUCUUCUCACAGGGCAGGAAUUUCCAAAGCUCUUGCCUCCAGCUCCAGACCUCUCUUCUAACAGCACACUCACAUUUCCCAGGACCUCCUUCAUUGCUCCAGCUGCCCCCUACACUGCAGUCUCAGUGUGCCCAAACUUCUAGUCCCCAAAGCUGUGUGUCCUGCUGCCCUAUCCAUGCUGCCUGGGACACGCUUUACAGAAGGAAAUGGAAAUGGACAGAAGUCGCAUGCAACACUGUCCAAUAGAAAUAUGUCAGCCACAUACAUAAUUCAGACUUUUCUACUAGCCACAUUAAAAAGCAAAAAGAAACAGAUGAAAUUAAUUUUAAUAAUAUAUUAACCUAAUGUACUCACCAUACUAUCAUUUCAACACAUGAAUAUAAAAGUUAUUGAGAUAUUUUACUUCAUUUUUUUCAUAUGGAACCUUCGAAAUUCAGUAUGUAUUUUAAUCUCACUUGAAAGUGAAAAGUGAAAGUGAAAGUCAUUCAGUUGUGUCCAAUUGUGUCCAAUUUGCGACUCCAUGGACUAUACAGUCCAUGGGAUUCUCCAGGCCAGAAUACUGGAGUAGGUAGCUGUUCCCUUCUCCAGGGGAUCUUCCCAACCCAGGGAUGGAACCCAGGUCUCCUGCAUUGCAGGUGGAUUCUUUACCAGCUGAGCUACCAGGGAUGCCCCAAUCUCACUUGGACCAGUCAUAUUUCACGUGUGGCUUGUGACUCCUGUAUUAGAGAACACAAGUAUAGAAUGGAAAAGGUAGUAUUUGAGGCUGGGCAAAAAGUUCUUGUAAGAAGUAUUCUAGGAUACAUAGAAGUAUGAUAGGAUACAUACAUGAUAAGUAUCACUAUUUUUAUGAUUCAUCUAUAGUCUCUGUUCCUUAUGGUUUUCCCCUAAUAUUUAGAGAAGCUUUUGAAAUUUCAGUGUUUCUCAGCAGUGCUAAAAAUCCUUGCUCAGAUGCUGGGAAGGGAUAUGUCAAGAGAGAGUAGCUCACCGCCCUGUCCUCCCCUGCCCCUCCCUAGUAGAACCCCAAGAGGAAGGUGAAAUUCUGAGCAUAGACCCCCUCCCUACUUGGAGAGUGCCUUCCAGAGCUCAUUGUGCAAUUCCUGGGUUUUGUUUUAGAAGUAAAUUGCUUUUCUUCACAGUUCCUUUUCAAAAUUUUCAUACCUUAGCUGCCUGAAACAAAAUGUAUUUGCUUUACAAUGGUUAUUACAGCCCAAGCCACCAUAUAUCUGGGAUUUUUCCAGGAUGGUGUUAAUUUUCAAUACUGUCUAUUUCAGUCCACGCUUCUUGGAUUUUAGUUCAGAAAAUAGGAUCUUUCUAUCACACUCUUGAGUGUGAAAUAUUGGAAGGUACUGUGGUGAUCAACCAACUGGUGCUCACCAGUUCCCGGAACUUAGCACUCAAUUCUAGAUGCUUCUCUCUAGUGUCAGUAGACUGCUCCUUUCCCUGGGGAGCUGAAAUAGUUUCUGGGGAGACCAUGUCUUUUCAGGCAACAAAGCGUGUACCUGGGCAGUAACCCUUCUUUCUCAGGAGGCCUAGUUUAUACUACUGUUCAUAAAUCUGUCUGAGUUUUAAGGGGUGCCUUGUUUUAAAGAAGAGAUUUCUAAAGUUAUGUAGAAGCAACAAAGCUUUCUAAAAAUAUUUUUGGCCGGCUGAUAAAGAAGAAUUAAAAAAAAAAAAAAAAGGGUGGAGGGGGGCAGAAUUAUACAGGUCCUGGGAGAGUGGCAUUAGCCACUGGGACACCAGCCAGAUAUUGGUGCUCACAAACUGGGGGAGACUAUGGUUUUUACUGUUACUGUUCAAAAUGCUGUUCACGUUCUCUUCCUCAACUAAAAUUAUUUCACUUUCAAGGCCUAGUGGGCGGUGGGAUGGGGUAGGGCUUUUCAGAAGGCCUGCCUUCCACACGGGCGGCCCGGGCAAGUGACCAGUGUCCCGCUUGGUGGGCCCAGGGCCACAGGGGCAGGGAGGCACGGGCCGGGCUGGAGGUAAGAGUGGGCAGUGGGAGGGGAGUGGAGGUCGUCGCCGAGGUUUUCCCGGUUGUCAGUCUCCCAGCGUCCCCGGCUUUCCAGGUAAGGACGACCCCUCCCACGCAGCGCGGUUCGGGAGGGUGGGAAGGAGGGGCUGGGCUGCGAGCGCCCGCCCCUCCAUCUAUCACAUGGCCGGAGAGCCACAAAAACAACAGCUUUGGCCAAGACCGUGACUUCAGGAAAGGGAACGCAGGGCUCUCGCCGCCAGCCCCCACCCCAUGGAGGAGAGUUUUCUUGAAUCCUUUGGGAGGCUGAGCCUCCGGCGGCAGCAGCCACCGCCUCCUCGGCCGCCAGCCCCGCCGCCCCCGCGUGGGACACCUCCGCGCCGCCACAGCUUUCGGAAACAGCUCUACCUCCUGCGAGGCCUCCCGGGCUCGGGGAAAACUACACUGGCCAGACAGUUGCAACACGACUUUCCCAGAGCCCUGAUUUUCAGCACGGAUGAUUUUUUCUUCAGGGAAGAUGGUGCCUAUGAGUUCAAUCCUGACUUCCUGGAGGAAGCUCAUGAGUGGAACCAGAAAAGAGCAAGAAAAGCAAUGAGGAAUGGCAUAUCCCCCAUUAUUAUUGAUAAUACCAACCUCCACGCCUGGGAAAUGAAGCCCUAUGCAGUCAUGGCACUUGAAAAUAACUAUGAAGUUAUAUUCCGAGAACCUGACACUCGCUGGAAAUUCAACGUCCAAGAGUUAGCAAGAAGAAACAUUCAUGGAGUCCCAAGAGAGAAAAUACACCGAAUGAAAGAACGGUAUGAACAUGAUGUUACCUUUUACAGUGUGCUGCACGCAGAAAAACCAAGCAGAGCGAACAGAAACCAGGACAGGAAUAAUGCAUCUCCUUCCAACGGUGCAGGGUACUGGAACACCUACGCAGAGUUCCCACACCGGAGGGCGCAUGGCAGCUUCACUAAUGAGAGCUCCUUUAACAGAAGGGGUGGUUGUCACCAUGGGUAUUAGAGGCCUCUCUUAUGGGCAUUCUGAAUUUUCCUAAAUCAGUUUUUACUUCAAUUUUUGGUAUUUAUUCUCCGUUCAGUGGUAGUCAGAGCUCUAAUUCCAGUGUAAAUAGUCAAGCCUGAGAGUUUCUGUGCAGAAGUCGUUACAUGCCUCUUCAACAAGCAUUUGUUAAAGUGAUCCUAUGUGCAUGGUCUGAUGCUGGGAAUUCUGCCGAUUUGAUUAAACAAAAUCCUUUCUCUAGGGAAAGAACUAAUUCAAAACUGAAACCUGAGAACAUACCCAAGAACGUAAUCAACCACAUAGGCUCAUUAAUGAACUGUUUUUAAUAUAAAGCUUCAGUAGCCCUUUCUCUGAAGCAGUCUAUUUUUUCAGGAAAUUCAUCUCCAUCAGGAAAGUUGGAAAGAUGGAGGAGAAAUAGUAGGCAGGAACAAUUUUUUAGUGCCAUUGCUACUUUUGAUUAUCUGUGUAUCCAAAAAUGUGAGAUGUGUGGCUGUAAUGAUGAUAUUGAUUUUCCUUUAAGAUGACGACAUCAGGAAGUAUAUAGUGAAGUCACUCAGUCGUGUCCAACUCUUUGCGACCCCAUGGACUGUAGCCUACCAGGCUCCUCUGUCCAUGGGAUUUUCCAGGGAAUAGUCCUGGAGUGGAUUGCCAUUUCCUUCUCCAGGGGAUCUUCCCAACCCAGGGAUCGAGCCUGGGUCUCCCGCAUUGCAGGCAGACGCUUUACUGUCUGAGCCAUCAGGAAGUAUACACCUAAGGGAAUAUUGUCCUUCAAGGUAGACACUUUGGGAGAUUAUCCCUUUAUUUUAGCGAUGUGUCAUUGUUAGAAAUAUCUGUUAAAAUCUUAAUAGCGAUACAAGCUACUGAGGAAAAUCAGUGUCGUUGUUUCAAGUCACAUCUUGUGUUUUAACUACCACUUUAUCAAACAGGGUUAAACCUGUUUGAUAACAGGGAUAAACCUGUUUGGCUGUUGAGCUAACAGUGUACAUAAAACAAGCCUGCCUUUAUAAAACACCAAUUUUUAAGAGGAAUAAUUAAGCAAUUUUUAAAAAUUAUUCCUAUAAACGUGUAUUAUCAGUUGGCAGCUCCAAAGUUUUGGGCGUACAAGGAAUGAAGCAUCCCAGGAUGUCCUCACAUGGAAACAGGAAAAGUCAUGCUCCUCUUAUAAGGAGCAGUCUGAGUGUUUUGUGAGGCAUUAAGACAAAGUUCUACUACAGUUCUUAUAUUAAAAUUGAAUUUAUGAAUCCAAAUCAAAUUUUAACAGGUUGGAAUCAGAUUAAUUUGGUGUGAGACCACAGAUAAGACCAUGUAGGAUGUAUGCUUUAUUUCUUGUUGGCCAACAACUUCUUUCUAAUGUUUUGUGAAGCAUUAUUUUAAGUGUUCUAUAUAAUGGUGCUUUUAUGGUUAUUAAAAAUUAUAUAUGGUAUUGCUUUA